AUGGAGCCAAAGCGAUCGCCCUUCCUGCACCCGGGCUCGAGAACCACCCCCGACUCCCUUGCCAUCAUCCUCCUCUCCCGCGACAACCUCCUCCCAGUCUACCCGAAAGAAUUCACAGGCGAGCACGAUGGCUACGCCGAGGGCGUCGUUCUGAAUACCCGCUAUGGCUCCUUCCCGCAUAGCACCCUCCUCAAUGUCCCCUGGGGCUCUCAGGUCCGAGCUUCGGCCGUCGACACCGGCUCGCGGGGUCGCAAGCGCAAGCGAAAUGCAGAAUCGCAGCAGCAGACGCCCGCAGACACCCCGAGGGACACCCCGAACGAGGACUCGCAGGCUGGCACCGGCACCGAUGCAGCACCGAAGAAGGUCGACAUCCCCACCUCCAGCAGCGGCUUCGUCCACAUCCUGGCGCCGACCCCGGAGCUGUGGACUAUGAGUCUGCCGCACCGGACGCAGGUCGUCUACACCCCCGACUACAGCUACAUCCUGCAGAGGAUCCGGGCGCGGCCGGGCACAAAGAUCAUCGAGGCGGGCGCCGGCAGCGGCAGCUUCACGCAUGCCUCGGUCCGGGCGGUCUACAACGGAUACCCCACGGCGGAGGAGAGCUCGGGCGGCCUCACCAGCAAGAGGGGCAAGGUAUUCAGCUACGAGUUCAACCCCGACCGCUACGCGGCCAUGAAGAAGGAGAUUGGGAUGCAUGGCCUCGAAGGCCUGGUGCACCUCACGCACCGAGACGUCUACACAGAGGGCUUCUGCAUCAAUGGCCAGAGCCCCGAGGCCGAAGCCGUAUUUCUCGAUCUGCCUGCCCCGUGGGAGGCGAUUCAGCAUCUCACUCGACGCAAACCCGCACCUACAAAUGGCAAAGACGGCCAAGACAAGGUGGUAGGAAGCAACGAGGACUCUCCCAAAGAUUGGGUCUCCCCGCUCAACGGCAAACAAUCGGUCUACAUCUGCACGUUCUCCCCAUGCGUCGAGCAGGUCACACGCACGGUCUCCGCCAUGCGUCGCCUCGGUUGGGUCAACAUCGAGGUUGUGGAGAUUGCCAACAGGCGGCUCUACGUGUCGCGCGAGCGCAUCAGCCUCCGGAUGUCUCCCGACAAGCGCGGUGUCCAGCACGCACCCCGCGACGUCAAUGAGGCAUUGGGUCGGCUCAGGCACAUACACGACAAGGCCUUUGGACGCAACAAGCGAGAGAGCAGCAGCAUGGAGGUGGACGAGGACGGCGACGAGGAGAUGGGCAGCGACAACAACAGGGGUGAGAACGGGGCAGCAGGCGGUGUAGAGAGCGGUAGUACAUAUGCGGACAAGCCCUGGAUGGACGGGCAGCUAAUCACGCGUACCGAGGGCGAGCUGAAGAGUCACACGUCGUACCUGGUCUUUGCCAUCCUGCCGCGGGAGUGGACCGAGGAGGACGAGGCGGAGGCGUUGAAGAAGUGGCCCGUAGGCAAGGAGACGGGAGUCAUUGGGGCCCUAGACAAGAAGGCGCGCAAGGAGGAGAAGCGCAAGAUGCACGUGGGGAAGAAAAACAAGGCUGCGGCUAUCGUCGCAGAGGAGGCGGCCAAGACGGCGGCGGGAGAUGAGCAGACCGAGUCGCCAGCAACCGAUGUCUAG
Thyridium curvatum is the source of this 1608-nucleotide messenger RNA. RefSeq lists its product as uncharacterized. Gene Ontology annotation, biological process: tRNA methylation. The transcript has a single exon. NCBI's taxonomy places the organism in Eukaryota, Fungi, Ascomycota, Sordariomycetes, Thyridiales, Thyridiaceae. The record is from RefSeq and is a predicted model, not a curated record. The coding region runs from base 1 to 1608 and encodes 535 amino acids. Gene Ontology annotation, cellular component: tRNA (m1A) methyltransferase complex; nucleus.